This is a messenger RNA of Salvelinus namaycush (lake trout), 3273 nucleotides long. It is a transcript of the gene micu3b, whose product is annotated as mitochondrial calcium uptake family, member 3b. The transcript is spliced from 16 exons. Gene Ontology annotation, biological process: calcium import into the mitochondrion; mitochondrial calcium ion homeostasis. Gene Ontology annotation, cellular component: uniplex complex. NCBI's taxonomy places the organism in Eukaryota, Metazoa, Chordata, Actinopteri, Salmoniformes, Salmonidae. Gene Ontology annotation, molecular function: calcium ion binding. The record is from RefSeq and is a predicted model, not a curated record.
CAACAGCCAUGGCUGCCUUCCGUAGAUUUAUUUCCACAUCGACUAAUUUCUCAUCUACCUCAGGGAGAUUUGUAUUUUGGAAACAAACACCGAAGAGAACUAAGACAUUUAAACGUAUUGCAACUGGAGUAUGUAUCGCCACCGGAGCUGGUUUCGCGAGUUAUUACAAUGUCCAAAAGAAACUGUCAAACCAAAUCGAUAAUGGUUUACUUCUCGCAUUACCAGCAGUAUCUGCUACAGAUAAGGCCAAGACAUUUGAUCUGGAUGAUGGGGAUGUGUACAUGUCGUCCCAUGAGGCCAGGUUUCGGUUGUUCAGCUCAGUGGAAUAUGAGGGACAGCUAUAUAUGACCCCAUUGAACUUCAUUGAGUCUGUCACCAUGGGUGAGCCUAAGAAAAAGAGGAUUUGGAAGUCUCUAACAAAACAGGAGUUGGAACAGAUGCUGGCAGACACCCCUACUGUUUUUAAAGGAUCAUCCAAUUUAUUCAGGAACCUACGUCACCGAGGCAUCAUCGGUUACACAGAGUAUCUAUUCCUGCUCUGCAUUUUAACAAAACCUCAUGCUGGCUUUAAGAUAGCUUUCAACAUGUUUGAUGCUGAUGGAAACAAAAUGGUGGACAAACGGGAGUUCUUGGUGCUUGAGGAAAUCUUCCGUAAGAAAAAGGAUGGAAAAGAAGCAGAUGAUGAUGAAGAUAGAGCAGCGGUACAUUAAAGACUUAAACUGUUCGGCUAUAAUGACCCACCAUCGCAGGUCCUUAGAAAAGAGGCCCAGCAGUUAGAGCCCCGGGGCAUGUGGGAUGCUCUGAGAAAGGGGGCAAGCCAAGCUCUCUUUUCUGACCUAGAGGUAGCUACACAAAAUAUGGAUGAAAAUAUGACCGACACGACCCUGCUGGUUCAUUUCUUCGGGAAAAAGGGAAAGGCAGAGUUGGGCUUCGAUGAUUUUUACAGAUUCAUGGACAACUUGCAGACAGAGGUGCUUGAGAUUGAGUUCCUGUCCUAUUCCAAAGGCCUGCCUAUCAUCAGUGAGGAGGACUUUGCCCACAUCCUGUUGCGUUUCACCAACGUAGACGACAUUGCAGGUUACCUGGACAAUGUGCGCAAGAGCAUUACAGAUGAGAAGGGAAUCACCUUUGAUGAGUUCAGAUCCUUCUUCCAAUUCAUGAACAACCUGGAGGAUUUCGCUAUAGCCAUGCAAAUGUACAACUUUGCCAACCGUUCCAUUGGCCAAGAUGAGUUGGCCCGGGCAGUCUAUGUGACGACGGGGCUGAAGCUGACUAAACACCUGGUCAACACUGUGUUCCACAUCUUCGACGAGGACCGUGACGGACAGCUCAGUUACAAGGAGUUCAUUGGUGUCAUGAAGGACCGGCUGCACCGCCGCACGGCGUUUAGAGUGGAUGACAAGAAGAAGUUCACUUCUUUCAAGUCCUGUCUGAAGAAGGAGAUCUCGUCAGGCAGAUAGAUCACCAGCUGAAUGUCCUGCACUCUCAGUCUGCACCCCCCUCUACCUGGAUAGACUUCCCCUGAUCCAUGAAGAUCAUUCAAAACAACAGUACAGUUCAUUUUGCUAUCAAUGUGAAGAUGAGAGAAGGAUAGAUGAAUGUGUCAGUCUCUGCAUAGUGGUCUAAAAAGGUGAACUGAACUAGGAUUCUCCCCACCUAGGCCUAGUUGGAUGCUACUCGAGGUGUUUUCAAGUUGAGAUUGAUGUGAGAAAACAAAGGAUUUCUCUGAUGACCCUAAAAGUAAGCCAUUUGAAAUACCUGAAGUCUUAAGCUUGUUGUUCAGCUUUCAGUCUGAAAUCAACAAUAUGUAGUGCUGUGAUGUUAAAUUGCAUUGAUGGUAUUUUAUUUUUCUACCAGAUUGUUUAAAAACAAAUGAAAUCAGGGGAAUGCUAUGGAUCAGGACUGGUUUAACACCUUCCUGGUCUUCUACAAGUCACACGAGCUGAUAGGGUCACUGGAAACUCCAACCUAUUGUUGUAACAGAUUUAUUCACCCAGGGUGAAUAUAUUAUUGAUUAAUCUAUCUAUCUAUGUACAGUAUUUAUUCACCAUUUUACCGUAUUCAUUUGUUAUUCAUUUGUUUGUUUAUCACUGUAAGUCUCUGAAAAGGAAAAACCCAUUUGGUUGUUUUGUGGCUGGCAGGCUGUAGCUCUGACAGUGUGUGUAGUAUUGUUCAGUGUGGUUCCCUCCCAGUCCUAAACCUGCUAAUCUGCCUCUAUGCAUUGCUGACAUACUUUCUCCAAGCCUGUCUGCAGCCCACUGCACAGAUCAGCUUACGCAGGGGAGUACAGCCUCCCUCUUGUGUUCUGUUCACAUGGCUGCCUUCUGCAGCUCAUUCUCAAAUAACUCAGAGCCAGCUAGCUAACACCUUUCAAAUGGGGGUUUUAUCUCUGGGGUUCAUUGUGUAAAUAGAGGCAGCUAACUCCGUUAAUAAUUAUUAUAAUCAAGAGUUUACUCUGAUGUAAUGGAGAAAUUCAGUGUGUAUAUUAACUAUACACACUAUUCAUACUAGGCCUAUUCAGCCUACUGACAGGGAUUCUAUACAAUGAGGACUAUAUUAAUUUGCGGUAAUUGUUUUUACUAAAGGCAAAAUACAAUGUUUAAAUAACAUGAGGUUACUGUUCAGAGGCGUACCUGUGUUUAUUUCCCAAUGGGUUACCCAGGAAAAUCUUGUUCUACUGUGUAACAUCAUGACAUAUAUAUUUUAAAAUGUCAAAUAUAGUGUAUAUGCAUUUCAGUGAUGUUUUCUUGAGACUGUAGUUCUGAUCUGAAGUGGUGGAUUUCCUGCUUGAAUAGAUACUUGGGUCUCUAUUAAAUCCGUAUCACAGAAAUUCAGCAUUAGUGUGGUUGGAAUUUAAGGCAAUGAUCCUGUGUUAGCAGAGACUGCAUUCAUUGUAAACGCUGCAGAUGUCGGCUCAAUAGGAAAUGGCCUUUACGUGUUUAGCAUGCUAUCUGUAAUGCUCCAGCGAUACAGAUUGAACAUAGCCCUUGGUUUGCUAGUUCCAAUGUCUAACAAUAUUAUCUCGUAUGUUACAUAUUAAAUCAAAUAAAUGGUUUUGUCUAAUUAGCCUACUUCUUUGCAUGGUAUAACAGAAUACAUUAGUAAUGUGAAUAUCCUACAUCUCCUCUUAGUUUACCUCUUUUGAAUGAUGUUUGGAAGUCAUGUGGAUGACAGCUCUCUCUACAGAACUUUGUUUAAAUGAUCAAAUGGAUUACACAGGCUGUUGCAGGCUGUUACAUUGACUUGGUAAAUAAAGAUGUUAAGAACAAUCAA